GCUGAACGUCGUCUCUGUUUCCUUGCAGGCGUCUUUCCCAGGGAACCUACACUUAGUGAUGGUUCUUCGUCCCACGGGGUUCUUCCAGCGCACCUUCACCGACAUCGGAUUUCGGUUCAGUCAGGAGGAUUUUCUGCUCAAGUUGCCGGUUGUGAUGCUGAGCUCGGUCAGCGACCUCCUGACGUACAUCGAUGAGCAGCAAUUAACCCCGGAGUUCGGAGGCACCCUGGAGUACUGCCACAGCGAGUGGGUCAUCUUCAGGACUGCAAUAGAGAGUUUUGCACUAACCGUGAAGGAAAUUGCACAGAUGUUACAGUCCUUUGGCACGGAGCUGGCAGAGACCGAGCUACCGGACGACAUGUACUCGAUUGAGCGCAUCCUGGCCCUGCGCACGGAGAAGUACUACCAGCUCAAGGAAGAUAUUACAGCAGUCACGAAAGAGGGAAACUUGCUUCUGAGCAGUUUUGAAGAGCCUGACUCCGGGGAAUGCAAUCAGGACCAGCACCGCGAGAGGCCUGGGGACUGGGAGACCGUGAAUCGGUUACUUGGUCAGCUGCGUGAGAUGGAGACUGCUUUUGAUGGCUUCUGGGAAAAACAUCAGCUAAAAAUGGAGCAAUAUUUACAACUGUGGAAGUUUGAGCAAAGUUUUCAAGAGGUCAAGAAUGCCAUUGAAUUUUUAAUGGGUCAGCAAGCAGAGGUGCCCGACACUGGUGACAGUGCCCCCCAAGUAAAGCAGAGGCUCAAGGACUUGGGUCAUUUCGAUGGUAUGGCUCAGGAUCUGAUAGGGAAGGCUCAGGUGGUGAUACUACACGGACACCAGCUAGCAGCAAAUCAUCACUACGCCCUCAACUUAAUCUGCCAGCAAUGCAAUGAGCUGCGGCACCAUUCUGAUGUCUUGUCUGAUGAGAUCAAAAGGAAGCAGAUGCGACUGCAGAAGACCUUGGAUCUUCAUACCCGCCUUCAGCAGGCUCUGCAGUGCUGUGACGAAGGUGCCUACCUGCUCGCCAACCAGCAAAUGGAUAAGUGCCAGUCUAAGGAAGGCGCUCAGAAAGCUCUCCAGGACAUAGAAAGAUUUCUUGAAAGCUCUUCAGCCUACUUAAACUACGAUCCCCAAGCCCUGCACUACGAUUUUGAGUCCGUCUUAACAUCUGAACUGAAGUGCCAGAUACAGUCAGUGCAAGUCAAGCUUGAAAAUGUCCGAAGCAUGUUUGAGAACCGGCAGUCUUGCUUCAAGAAGCUCUUGGAUAAACAUGUGCGGCCUGUCCAGUUAGUAGCCCCUCGGCCAGAAAAUCCACCGAGAUCAAAAUCACCAUUAUUCUCUCCUAAACAUG
Messenger RNA from Apaloderma vittatum (bar-tailed trogon), 1331 nucleotides. Its product is annotated as proto-oncogene DBL-like. Gene Ontology annotation, molecular function: guanyl-nucleotide exchange factor activity. Gene Ontology annotation, cellular component: cytoplasm. Gene Ontology annotation, biological process: dendrite development. The annotation marks the transcript as partial. NCBI's taxonomy places the organism in Eukaryota, Metazoa, Chordata, Aves, Trogoniformes, Trogonidae. The transcript has 9 exons. The record is from RefSeq and is a predicted model, not a curated record.